CCCCCAUGCUCAGCCUUCUGUUUACUCCCUUGCUGGGCCCGCCCCAGGAUUGCCAAAGGCAGGAACUGCAGUUUGGACCCUAGGAAAGAAGGCAACUUCCAAGGCACCUGAGAAACGGGGGGCUUCUCCUGAGGCGCCCUGGGGCUCCCCAAAGCGGUAGGAAGCCCGCCCACCGCCCAUGCCUGGUCCACAGAAGGCGGCAGCAUCAUGGCACGGCCUGGUCCGGGGGCGCUGCUCUUUGCAAACGGGCUGGGCUUCCCCCCAAGCAACGUGGCCCGGGUCGUCGUGUGGGAAUGGCUGAACGAGCACAGCCGGUGGAGGCCCUACACGGCGGCCGUCUGUCACCACAUUGAGAACAUCCUGAAAGAGGAUGCCCGGGGCAGUGUAGUGCUCGGACAAGUAGAUGCCCAGCUGUCACCGUAUAUUAUAGAUUUACAGUCCAUGCACCAAUUCCGGCAGGAUACAGGGACAAUGCGCCCAGUGCGGAGGAAUUUUUACGAUCCUUCUUCUGCUCCUGGCAAAGGGGUGGUAUGGGAAUGGGAGAAUGACAACAACUCCUGGACACCGUAUGACAUGGACAUCUGCAUCACCAUCCAGAAUGCAUACGAGAAGCAGCAUCCGUGGUUGGACCUCUCUUCGCUGGGGUUUUGCUACCUGAUCUACUUCAACAGCAUGUCUCAAGUGAACCGCCAGACACAGAGAAAGCGCCGUCUCCGGAGGCGCAUGGACUUAGCCUAUCCGCUCAUCAUGGGCUCCAUCCCUAAGUCUCAGUCCUGGCCGGUGGGGACCAAUUCUGGGCAUCCUUGUUCGUGCCAGCAGUGCCUGCUGGUGAACAGCACUCGAGCAGCUUCUAAUGCCAUCUUGGCCUCCCAACGCCGGAAGGUUUCUUCAGGCAAUAGCAACGGGACGCUGGCGGUCCGUCAGAGCAAUACUUUCAACGGGACAGCAUUGUGGUCUUUAGGGACUGUGCAGGCAGGUGGGAUGGUCAAGAUGGAGCAGUCCCGUUCUGCCAAUGGGAUGCAGGUGACCACCUUCUCCCGAAGCCAGAGCGCACCCAACAAUACUCAACUGCCAGGUCAGAAUAACCUAAACCGGCCUGGGACACAGCGUGGAGCCAUCCUAAGUAGCAGAGCUUCCAUCCCACCAGGGGUUCCUGCUCUCCCAGUGAAGAAUCUGAAUGGAACUGGUCCAGUCCACCCUGCCUUGGCAGGAAUGACCGGCAUCUUGAUGUGUGCAGCGGGUUUGCCCGUCUGUCUGACUAGAGCGCCAAAGCCGAUCUUGCAUCCCCCGCCCGUCAACAAGAGUGACAUGAAGGCAGUGCCAGGCAUUACCGGCAUCUGCCGUAAAACCAAGAAAAAACAUUUGAAGAAGAGCAGAAACCCUGAGGAUGUGGUGCGACGUUACAUCCAGAAGGUGAAGAAUCCCCCUGAUGAGGACUGCACCAUCUGCAUGGAGAGAUUGGUCUCCUCCUCGGGUUACGAGGGCAUCCUGAGGCACAAGGGUGCCAAGCCAGAGCUGGUAGGGAAGCUGGGGAAAUGCGGGCACAUGUACCACCUCCUCUGUCUAGUUGCCAUGUACAACAAUGGCAAUAAGGAUGGAAGCCUCCAGUGCCCCACUUGCAAGGCCAUCUAUGGGGAGAAGACAGGGACUCAGCCUCCUGGAAAGAUGGAAUUCCACAUUAUCCCACAUUCUCUCCCUGGCUAUCCGGAUUGCAAAACCAUCCGCAUUGUGUACAACAUUCCUGCGGGGAUCCAGGGCGCAGAGCAUCCCAACCCCGGGAAGAAGUUCACCGCACGAGGUUUCCCACGUCACUGUUACCUUCCAGACAACGAGAAAGGCAGAAAGGUUUUGAAGCUCCUCAUUGUGGCCUGGGAACGCCGACUCAUCUUCACCAUUGGGACGUCUAACACGACAGGGGAAUCGGACACUGUGGUGUGGAACGAGAUCCACCACAAGACAGAAUUUGGGUCCAACCUCACUGGCCACGGCUAUCCUGACCCGAACUAUCUGGACAAUGUCCUGGCUGAACUGAUGGCCCAAGGGGUCUUGGAAGCCAACCUGAAGGACUGAGAAGGUGUUUUUGGCCUCCACCCACCCCACGUUCCUCCUGCCUCCACUUCUCAAUGUGCAGUGCAGUGCCAGCACUGCCCUUCUCCAUCCAUCUGUCUGUGUUUGCUGAUUGGCGAGGCAAUGGUGUUUGGGAUGGCCCCUCCCACCUUCCCCUGUUGCUUUGAUAGCUUGACUUCUGACCAAUUCAUGGAGGGUGGAGGGUGCUUUCCCCCAUCCGUAGCAGGAUUCUCUACACAAUUUCUGGGUUCCCCCCAGAGAGCCAGCCAGAAGCUUUGUGAGUGAGCCAUUGAUGCCAACCUUCUGCUCUUCGUUUUCUACACACGUGUAUAAUUCUGGGCCAUCCCCGUGGGUGCAAGGGUCACUUCUCCAUACCAUCCAUCUCCAAGUGUCUUUCACAAACCUGCCUCCUUUUUUCCCAGCUCCUCAUUUGUUCUGGGGUGCCUUUGUGGCUCCGUCCAGAGAAGCAGGAAAGAAAUCCAAGUUGGGGAGCUAAGGGAAGCUUGCAUUGUGGCUUAACUGCAGGCAGAGUCUUGUCAACCAGCUUUGCCAUCUGCCUUCCAUGCCAAUGAAAGGAAGGGUGCCCAUCCCAGCCUCUGUGGCUCCCCCCAGCCUUGGAGGUGUUCCCUUCACUAGUGAAAUGCAAAGUUGGUCCCCUAGUUGAUGAUGCUUUUCUUGAAAACGAUAUUGCAAGAUGGGGGAGGUUUUUCUACUUGGAGCCAUGGCAGGGUGAAGACUGGACAGUCCACAAGGACUUUUCCUUCCCUGUUAUCCCCAUAAGUUCCCCCUUGUCAGCUGUUUGUUUAACAUACCCACACACACACACAAGCAUGCCUUGCAGGAUCACCUGGAUGCUUGGUCCUUUUCACUUCAGCCACAACAGUGGGUUAGACAGGCCUUUCUGCCUGUGCGUCUUACAUCAUCUUCUUCCUGUCACCUCCCAAUACUCAGAAAUACACAGUUAGUGCCAUGUCUGGGACCAUUUUGGUGGCGAUGGGAGAGGGCAGACUCCUUUCUUCCUGCUGCAUCAAAUAUCUCCAUCUGUUUCCCUAUUCCACUUCUUUUUUGGUCCAUCGUGGACAAUGGAGAAAUUCCAGAUUUUGAAGCACCGGGGAAUGUUUGUUCUACCCGAUGGUUUUUAGGGCCUUGAAAGCAAAGGAUCAAUCCAUCGGGAGGUCUUGUGAUGUGUGGGGCUGGGGGCUGGGGGCAAAUCCCCAGCCCUGAAAAGGCCCAGGCUGCAGCCAGUAAGAUGCCACCUUCUUUCUCCCCUUGCUUGACAUGAACGUGGCAAUUCCCUGCCACUUGGGGUUCUCCUAUGUUGAAAGAUGGAAAGAAGGCAAUGUCUGUUUCUGGUUUGUUGCAAAUAAUACAACGGCCUGGAUAAGUCCUGGAGGUGAGGUGAAGACACCCCUUCUGUGCCAGCACUGGUGAACUUUCUAUCCCCAACAUCUGAUGUAGCAUGUUCAAUUGUCCGGAUAUGAGUGCAGGACUGGGACAGGUUGCCGAAGAGGAUGGGAAUGUAAAGGAGAAAAUGUAACUUCUAUACACAGCUUUGGUCCAUAUCAAGCAGAUGCAAUAACAACAACAACAAUAAUGAUAAUAAAAAUGGGACGAAACUGAGCAAAA
Candoia aspera is the source of this 3693-nucleotide messenger RNA. RefSeq names its product deltex E3 ubiquitin ligase 1 (gene DTX1). The record is from RefSeq and is a predicted model, not a curated record. Gene Ontology annotation, biological process: Notch signaling pathway; protein ubiquitination. Gene Ontology annotation, cellular component: nucleoplasm. Gene Ontology annotation, molecular function: zinc ion binding; ubiquitin protein ligase activity. The coding region runs from base 208 to 2070 and encodes 620 amino acids. NCBI's taxonomy places the organism in Eukaryota, Metazoa, Chordata, Lepidosauria, Squamata, Candoiidae. The transcript is spliced from 9 exons.